Tarenaya hassleriana is the source of this 1724-nucleotide messenger RNA. RefSeq names its product ERBB-3 BINDING PROTEIN 1. The record is from RefSeq and is a predicted model, not a curated record. Lineage: Eukaryota; Viridiplantae; Streptophyta; Magnoliopsida; Brassicales; Cleomaceae. The coding region runs from base 381 to 1121 and encodes 246 amino acids. The transcript is spliced from 9 exons.
AUCUGAAUUAAGUUCGAGGAUUUAUUCAGUUGUUGCAAGUUUGGGAUGUGAAUAAAGGUUUAUUUAUAUAUAUAUUUUUUUGCAAAGUUCGAAGUUUUUUUAGCGGUUUUAUUCUGAAAAAAAAUAAUUGCACAAACGUACGGUACGGAUUUGAAUCGGUCCUAGUAGAAGAAUGGGCUCAUUUUGCUUAAUGGGCCGAAUUAGGCAGCCUUCGUUCGAUCCAGGUAGGGUCGAGGGACACGUGGCAGAAUAUAAAACGAAAGACAGAAUGUUUGUUCUGUUUUUUUUUUUUUAACCCAUUUUGAUUUUCUUAAACCCUAGCGUGGAUAUCUUGAAUUUCUUCUUUUCCAUCCGUUCGAUCUCUGUGAUUUUUUUCGGAGAUGAGCUCGGACGACGAGAGGGAGGAGAAGGAGUUGGAUCUCACUUCUUCUGAGGUUGUCACCAAGUACAAGAGCGCUGCCGAGAUUGUUAACAAGGCGUUGCAGCUUGCCGUGUCAGAAUGCAAACUGAAAGCCAAGAUUGUUGACAUCUGUGAGAAGGGAGAUGCGUUUAUCAGAGAGCAAACGGGAAACAUGUACAAGAAUGUUAAGAAGAAGAUCGAGCGAGGUGUCGCUUUUCCAACAUGCAUCUCUGUCAACAACACCGUAUGCCAUUUCUCUCCGCUUGCUAGCGAUGAGACGGUUCUGGAAGAAGGUGAUAUGGUGAAAAUUGAUAUGGGAUGUCACAUUGAUGGGUUCAUUGCUGUUGUUGCGCAUACCAUUGUUCUUCAGGAAGGUCCGGUAACCGGGCGUAAAGCUGAUGUUAUGGCCGCUGCAAACACUGCUGCUGAAGUUGCUCUAAGGCUUGUGAGGCCCGGGAAGAAGAACCAGGAUGUAAGUGAGGCUAUCCAGAAGGUAGCUGAAGCUUAUGACUGCAAAAUCGUAGAAGGUGUUCUUAGCCACCAGAUGAAGCAGUUCGUUAUAGAUGGAAACAAGGUUGUCCUCAGUGUAUCAAAUCCAGAUACAAGGGUUGAAGAUAUGGAAUUCGAAGAAAACGAAGUCUACUCGAUAGAUAUUGUUACAAGCACCGGCACCGGCGACGGAAAGCCGAAGCUAUUAGAUGAGAAGCAAACAACUGUCUAGAAGAGAUCUCCGGAGAGAAGUUAUCAUCUUAAGAUGAAAGCUUCGAGAUUCAUCUUCAGCGAAAUCAAUCAGAAUUACCCACAUUUUCCAUUCACAACGAGGGUUCUGGAGGAGAAAAGGGCGAGACUUGGACUUGUGGAAUGUGUCAAUCAUGAUCUAUUGGAGCCAUAUCCUGUUCUGCACGAGAAACCCGGGGACUUUGUUGCCCACAUUAAAUUCACGGUACUGUUGAUGCCAAACGGUUCGGAUAGGAUCACCUCUCGUCCACUUCAGGAGCUGCAACCGAUGAAGACGAUUGAUGAUCCCGAUAUCAAAGGUUGGUUAGCUUUGGGUAUCAAAACAAAGAAGAAAGGCGGUGGGAAGAAGAAGAAAGGCAAGAAGGACGGAGAAAAAGCCGGGGAGAUGACAGGAGAAGGAACUCAACAAUGAGAGCGAGGGUUUCUCUUCUGGUACCUCCAUUGUUAUACAGCCUUGUUUUUUUAUUUAGAAAAUAAUUGACGCAAAUUUGGUAAUAAUUUUUUUAUUUUAUAGCUAGGACUAAUAAGCGAAUAAACCCAAUUCAAUUAUACUGUUAUUGUUUAUUCGGUUAUAAUUUUUACUGAA